Mercenaria mercenaria is the source of this 3587-nucleotide messenger RNA. RefSeq lists its product as uncharacterized. Bases 696 to 3071 code for a protein of 791 amino acids. Lineage: Eukaryota; Metazoa; Mollusca; Bivalvia; Venerida; Veneridae. The transcript has 7 exons. The record is from RefSeq and is a predicted model, not a curated record.
CGAAUGAAUUCGUCAUGCGAAGUAAAUCUUUUGUUCGGGUUGUUUAAGCGUUAAUAUUUCGCAAACACCGUAAUAUGGAAUGUCAAUUUAAGGGUGGUUCAGAGUGUAAUCAGGGUUGAAAUUAAUUGUGUUUUAUAAAAUGUAGAAGAUGUUUCACUGGAUUAACAUACUUCCGAUUACAUAAAUUUCCAUAUAUGCAUGUAUUAUAUCACAUUUUAUAACGGACAUUUAAGAACAAGUGAUAUAAAAUGAAACAGGAGGUAUUUGUGAAGAGUGAUUAGUCAGUUUGUGCUGCAAAAAUUUACAUGAACAUUUUUUUAUGAUGAACCAUGUAACCAUGUAAAAUUUAUCAUUCGUGAAUUGUAAAGUUUAAGAAAUAUUAAAAAUAUAAAUAUUAGUAGGAAGUUAAAAAAAGACAUUAACGGAUAUAUUUAACUAAACAGGGUGUGGCAUCAGAAUUCAAGGAACUUUAUAUCUCUUUACAUUAUUUUACUAUUGAUAUUUUUACCUUAACAUUCCAAAUGAAGAUCGAAAUAUGGAUAUUUGUUUAUUGAAAUUUACAUGAAAGACAGUUAACUAACAAAUCAAUAAAGAUACCAGUGAUAAAGUCGGCUCAUUCUAAACAUUUAUUGCAUUUAUUGUUCAGUUAACUGUUUAAAGCAUUGGAAUCGAUCGCUUUUUCGUAAAGAAACACAAUGAUGGAUUUUAGAUUAUUUGUGAUACUUGCUACGCUGUUAACAGCCUGUGUGCAUGUUACCCAUGGACUUGCAUCAUCAGCAUGCUACGGUACAGAUCCAAGCUGUGAUUUUUACACGAUGCAAUGUGCGUCGCAACAAGUCAUCAGAGUACGCAACCUGUACGCCGGGUACAAGAAUACCACUUUAUAUCCGAUUUGCGGCACUGAACAACAUUGUUCGUCUUCCUCAAUUUGUUGUGCCCUGGGAGGAACCGAGAUAAGAGAAGAUUUUAAUCUAGAGAAUACAUACAAUACCUAUACGAACUGUUCUGGUAGACAGAGCUGUACAGCAAUCCAUGCCCCUUGGCAACAACUCCAAACAACCGUUAAUGGUUUUACCAUUUAUUCGUCGUUUGUUCAUCUGGAAUAUGACUGUCAAGAAGUAUCAUCAAAAAUACCAUUGUGUGGCGGAACUUCUACAACCAGCUACGCUGAGAUUAUGUUUGACGGAUCCAUGGAGAACUUUGAUCCUUUGAAGGCCAGCAAAGAAUGUCGGUGCAAUGUCACAAAUUUUGGAGAACAACAGAAUGUUAUACUUACAACCAUAGACGUACGACUGGAAAGCCAUUAUAAAAGAGAAAACCAAACGUCUGCCGAUUGCUCUUCAGCCUCGUUUACGUCAAACGUAAGAAGUGUAAAGUGUGUGAAGUCCGAUAUGCAUUAUGAAGAUAACUUUUUUUAUGAAAGCAGUGACGAUUCCCAGCAAACACUAAUUAUGGCACCAUGGAUGACGUCAGAUAUCAGAUUGACAGACAUACACGCAAACGGUGCACGGGACUCACCAGCUAUGGUCUGGAUUUCUUUAAAAGCUGAAGAAGGCAAAGCAUUUAGUAUAACUUGUGAGGAAGUAAUACCAGCACAAUUUACAACAACUACUACCUCAAGUACGACAAGCACUACAACUACAACCACGACUACCACUCCAAAACCGACAACCACCACUACGACAACGACUCCAAAACCGACAACUACUACUACGACUACGACUCCAAAACCGACAACAACUACUACGACUACGACUCCAAAACCGACAACUACUACGACAACGACUCCAAAGCCGACAACCACUACUACGACUACGACUCCAAAACCGACAACGACCACUACGACUACGACUCCAAAACUGACAACGACCACUACAACUACAACUCCAAAACUGACAACGACCACUACGACUACAACUCCAAAACCAAAAACGACGACCACGACAACGACCACUAAGACUACGACUCAAAAACAGACAACGACCACUACCACUGUGACUCCUAAACCGACAACAACCACUACGACUCCAACACCGACGACUAAACGUACAACUCCAAAACCGACAACGACCACUACGACUACGACUACUAAACUUUCAACGGCUACUACGACUCUAAAACCGACAGCGCCCCCUACUGCUAAAACUAAUAAACCGACAACGACAACUACGACAGAAAAAACAGUCACAAUUUCUACUUCACCACCAUUUGUUCCGUCUGGGGAUGGAGAAAGCGACAAAAAACAACAUACGGCAGUCUACCUUGCAAUAAUUAUCCCAAUAAUUGUGUGUCUGUUCUUCAUUACGGCGCUCUUGCUCUGGAUCUACUGGAAAAGGACGACGCCUAGAAGGAAGAAGUUCCAUUUUAUGAAAUCUACUCCUAGGUCUGAAGUUUAUAACACAUUUAGCAAUCCAAAGAUUCUGGACGAUUUUAUAAAGGACGUGGGUGUCGAAUCUAGAAGUUCUGUUACAGGGGAGAAACCACCUAUAUCCACAUUCAUUUCUGUUCCAAACCCUCAAAAGAGACCAAGAUCUAUUCUGUCAAAUGGUUCCACAUAUAGACAACAGCAAGCACCUGAGCCGUAUAUUAUACCAGUAAAUGUAACAAACGGUGACCCUUUGUAUACAACCCCGAGAAAACAGCCAUUUCAAAACGGGGUUCAUGUAAGAAUUAAUCAAGGUGAAAACGUCAAGGACAAUCCUGUUAUAAUUACGGAAACAGUCGAACCUGAGACAAGGCCACUUAAAGAGGUUGAAAGUCAACCAAAUGAGUCUGAUCAGCGUCAAAGUACGUUAAGAAAGAAACCAGACGACGACGGAGGAAUCCUUAUUCACGUAGACAAUCUAAGCCUUCCGCCAGUGUCCGCGAGGUCAACGAGUGCAGAUAGCUCCAGAAAUACGUCGUCAACGCGGAGCGAGAUCGGUUCCACCCCGGGUAACCUGACACCGGAAAGACGAAAUAGCGAGCCAGCAGUAAUAACACCUGAUUCUAUUGUUGAUAGACGUUCAGCAAGUGCAUACAUUCUUCCAGGGUCUUCUCCAGACGAUAGCUCAGUAUUGUUUGUGCCAUGAUACUGUAAGACAGAAAAUAAAUUUAAUAUAAUGUGAUACAAAGUGAAAAUAUGGUAGCGUCCUUGCAUUAAUUCUAAUCUUGGAAGGAUUAUACAGUGCAUUUUAAAUUUCACAGCAUUAGCAUUCGAUUGUUGCUAAUAUUAUUACUAAUUUGCAUUAGUCCACAAACAUGGUUGUAACAUGAUUAUAGAAGUUGCGAAAUUAGGAAGUACUUUGAAAAAGUAAUAAUAUCAUAAAGCAACUUAUCGUUUGCGUUUGUUUGGAAAAAAUACACACAUUUAUGCAACAAAGGCGAAAUAUUUACUACAUAAAUGCCUUUUACCAAACGUUCUGUCAUUAAUAUAUUAUCAUUUUGCCAUAUUUGCAUCGAAGAUUUUCACAAUAUAACAUGAUUUCUCAUAUCAUUUAAGGGACUUUUGAGUUCAUUAGCUUGUUUUGUUUCCAUGUCACUCGUCACAGUUAUCCGUAGCAAAAUGUUUUGUGAAAAAUCAAAAUGAAUAUACCACAUGAUAAUCA